GCGAGCGGCUGCUGUUCCACCGCACGGAGCUCGUGUUUAUUUACUCUUGUUUACUAUAAUCAUAAAUUCUGACAUGGUUAUUUACCUCAGACUGCUGUGUUGGAGCGUAACAGAGUUUAUAUGCGGUGCAAGUGCCUGAUUUGCAGGACUUUUUGCAAGAAUUUUUGUACUCAAGUGGAUCCCUGUUAAUCUACUGUAACAGAAUGUCGCAGUGGGAGCGCUUAAAACAGCUCGACACAUCGUGUUUGCAGCGGUUAGAUGAAUUGUACAACAAAGAGGAGUUGCCCAUGGAUGUGAGAUACUAUCUUGCACAAUGGAUAGAGGACCAAGACUGGGAAGGAGCUUCUCGGGACACUUCUCGGGCGGUGGUCCUGUUUCAGGUCCUGUUGGAGAAUCUGGAUAAUCAGUACAGUCGUUUCGUCCAGGAAGGAAAUUUUCUUAUGCAGCGAAAUUUUAGACGCUUUAAACAAAUCUUUCAGAGGUACCAAGAGGAUCCAUGUACUUUGGCAGAAAUUAUCAACUGGUUCCUGGCCAGCGAGCGAGAGAUUCUGCAGGCUGCAGAGCUAGCACAACAAGUUCAGAUGUUGCAGGUUGAACAGAGCUCAGUGGAGUCGGAGGGACAGAAACAUUUAGAGAAGAAUAUCAAAGGUUUUAAGAGCAAAGUUCAGGUGCUGGAGCACUCAUUGAGGUGUCUAGAGGAGCAACAGGAUGAGUUUGACUUCAAGUAUCAGACACACCAAAUGGAAGGUACAACAGAUGAAGCAGAGAAAAACAAGCAGCUAAAAGUUCUGCAGAUGAUGCUCAACAGGCUCAAUACAUCUAGAAAUUCGUUUCUCACUGAGAUCUCCUCUCUGCUGGAUGCUGCUGCUGCUCUCUUGUCUGAGAUCAUGGAGGAGCUGGAGGGCUGGAAGCGCAGACAGCAGAUCUCUUGUAUUGGGGCUCCGGAAAACACAGACCUUGAACCAUUGGAAAAAUGGUACACACAGGUAGGAGACGGGAUGUUUCAGUUGCACAAGUUCCUACAGAAGCUGGAGGAGCUUCAGGGGAAGCUGAGUUAUGACGAGGACCCCAUCAAAGUCCAAAAGCACCCCCUACAGGAACGCGUGGACAUGCUAAUUAAAACCCUGCUGACGAGUGCCUUUGUUGUGGAAACGCAACCCUCCAUGCCACAAGGUCGAGGCCCUCUUGUGCUUCGAACCAAUGUCCAAUUCUCAGUAAAAACCAGAUUUCUUUUUAAGGUGCCUGAACUUAACCAUGCCAUGAAAGUUACUGUGUCCAUUGAUAAGGCUGCUCCAAAUGUGAAGGGGUAUCGUAGGUUUAAUGUUCUGGGAACGUUAAGCAAAGCUUUAAACAUGUCUGAGAGCAUGAAUGGUGGCAUGGUGGCAGAUUUCAGACAUUUGACUUUAAGAGAGCAGAAGGUUGGAGCAGGAGGGAAGGGGAAUAAUGAUCUGUCACUGAGUGUGACUGAGGAACUGCAUACAAUUCACUUUGAGACACAGUUUGAUUUGCAUGACCUGUCUGUGCCUCUAGAGACUUCCUCUCUCCCUGUCAUUGUGAUCUCCAACUCCAGCCAGCAGCAGAGUGCCUGGGCAUCUAUACUUUGGUUCAACAUGCUCUGCACUGACCCUAAGAACCUGGUGUUCUUUGCAAGCUCUCCUGUAGCAUCAUGGAGUCAGCUUGGGCAAAUGCUAAGCUGGCAGUUUAUAUCUUGUGCAAAACGUGGCCUGGAUGAAGACCAGCUUGAGACUCUUGCUCAAAAACUCUUUGGCAGACAACAGAGCUAUGAAAACUGUAUAAUAUCCUGGACUAAAUUCAGCAAGGAGAAUAUCCAGGACACAAAUUUUACCCUCUGGGUGUGGCUGGAUGGCAUUCUUAACUUGGUGAAGCAAUACCUUCCAGACUUGUGGAAUGAUGGGUCUAUAAUGGGUUUUGUUAGUAAGGGAAAGGAGAAGGUCCUGUUAAAGAAGAAGCAGAAUGGCACUUUUCUCCUGCGCUUCAGUGAGAGCAUCAGGGAUGGUGGCAUCACAUUCAGCUGGGUGGAGUACUCCAACAAUGGGAAACCCAACGUGCGAACAGUGCAGCCGUUCACCAGUGUGGACCUCAAGCAGAUUCCUUUACCAGAGAUCCUACGUAACUUUCAGAUCAUGGAGGCAGAGAACGCACCCGUGUACCCACUUACAUUUCUCUACCCAAACAUCUCUAAAGAUCAGGCAUUCGGCAAGUAUUACAACGAAAAGACUGGAGAGGAGAGUCCUUAUAUAAAAUACAUUAAAACCAAACUGGUCUUCGUAUCAAAAGAGAAUGGGUCUACUAGCGCGCCUGAUGGGCCCGUCCCUGAUCUGUGUGCUCAGCCCACUGACCCUCCUCCUGAUAUAAAUGAAGUGCUAAUACUGCAAGAAAGAUCACCUAUGCUCUCCAGCUAUACCGAUGGUGUUUCAGAAGAUUUUUUAGACAUCACAGUCCAUCAGCCAGAUUUAGAUAGUUAUAAUGAUACUCCUCUGAAGGGUUUCCCCAAUUUACUGAUGUACCUUCCAGAAGCACUUUCUCCAGAAGCCAGUCUUCCUAUGCUGCAUGAGUUUCUUACUGAUCCAGAUAUCCUGGCUGGGAUGAGCCAUGCUCUGGAUUAGACCCAGACAUCUUUGACCUUGACCUUUCUCCUCUAGAGCUGUCCUCUGUCCAUUCACACUGACCUCAGAAUUCUUGUUACGAGACGAUGCCUGAACUGACUAACUGCAUUGUUUAGUGAUAAUGAGGAAGUUCAUUUUUAAAUGUUUAGCUUUCUAGAUAUUCAGCUCAUUAAUACAACAACAUUCAUAAAUUCUGUUUAUCAGGCAGGAUUUAAACAUGAUACCUUUGCAUCGCAUAAGCAACAGCAAUGUUAAAGCUGGCAUAUGUACAGUGUAAGUUCUGGGAAACAGUACAACAGGAUUUAGUAAGCAGUCUGCAGAAAAAUCUGAAACUAAAUCCUGCACUUUCUUUUUAUAUUAUAGACCUGUAAUAUGUAACUGGAGUGCAAUUGUAUUUGCAUUUGUUUAAUUUUCAGACCUGUGAUUGAGCAAUCAUUUUAAGCCUGUAGAUGAUCAGCCUACGUUAUGACAGUAGCAAACGAGACUCUGAUCUGCCCUUCCCCUGUCUGAGUAAAAUCCAGCCUAGUUUACUCUUUUCUCUCUUAAAUUAAUGCAGAAGUUAAGAAACAAAAUAAUUAAAAUGAUAGUUCAGACUUAGAAAUACAGAAAGCAAAUAACAUAGUGUGGGUCAUCUGAACAAAAUAGUUAAUUUCUUUAGCAAAAUGCAAAUCCUCCUUACAAAUCAUCACAUCAUCACACACACUCUGUGUGCACUGUGUGUGUCAAAGUUAGCAAUAACAAAGCCCAUUCAUUUAAAAUGGUCACUCACCGAAUUAUUAUUGCUUGGUCCUCUGUAAAUUUAUGCUGGACCACCAAUCAGCAACACUCUUUUCAGCAACAGCAGAGGCAGCAACAUUCUAUUAGGGAGACAGAGGGGCUUUUUUAACACUUCACAUUCCAACACAAAUUGGAUAGGCAGGUUUGCAGGUUUUAUUUGCUUAGAUUUGUAUUUAUUUAAAUGUCAAUGGGUAGAUUAAAUUAGCUGCUCACUUAAUAUUCUAGGCUCUCUCUUGUGGUGUAGAGGGCAAUGACAAUCUUCUGCGUUACAGUGACCUGCAAUAAUUAAAGUCAUUUUGGCUUUACUAAUGGUCACAUGUCAUAAAUUAAUAGAUUUACUGUGUAAUAGCCAGAGCUCAUCAUCUAUACAUAUUUUUUAAACAUUGGUUGGUAGAAUAUACAACGUUGGUUUCCACAACUGAUUGUACUAUGCUGACUUGUGUGCGACAUGUAGAAUAAUGUGCAGAAAGCAUUGCUACUGGGAUGCAAUGCAGUGUAAACUAAUCUACCAUGGUGACAUGGGUGCAGAAACUAUAAAAUACUGUAUAUGUAAAUUCAGCCUUAGCCAUUUCAAUCAUGGAUUUCUCCUGUCCUGCACAUUUUAGUACUUUCCUUGCUCCUUAGUGACUUUGCAUGUACUUUUUGCACUUACUGGUAACUGUAAUAGACCCACCUUCCUUAUUGGUGCGAUUUGAAAGUGUACAGUCAGAGAUAGAGUGCUAUAAACAAGUAUUUGCCCCCUCCUAUUUUUGCACAUUUGUCACACAUUUAGAUCUUAAAAAUAACAAGACUAUCUAACUAACUAAACACAGAAUAUAUAUUUUUUAUUAUUUAUUAUGAAAUAAAAAUGAAGCGAGUUCAUAUGCAGAUCAGCCUUGUGCAUGGAGAGCCACACCCUGAUCAGCUUUAUUCCUCUACUCUGUGCAGACACCAUCUGUCAGCCAGCAGAGAUCAUAAUUGCAUCAGUUAUGAGGUCCCUAUCCGGCUCUGUUCCCUGGAUGAACAACAGCCAAGCGUUCAUAUAGCCGCCCAGCCCAGCUGGAUGGCAGAGCUGAGAUUUGAUACAAUGUAUUUGAAAUCCUAGCUCUGGUGUGCUAGCGUAUUUUACCGCUGCGCCACCUGAGCGGAUCUUAAAGCUUUUUUAUCAGGGAAGCGUUGCGUUUGCAAAUCAGUAGAGUCUCAUAUUUAAAACCAUUAUAUUUUGCUCUUGCGCAACGGUCUAAAGGUUACAUGCCUCUUUUGUCACAGUUUUUAUUACAACUGUAUAAUCGGAGGGAUUCAUUUUAAAUGAAUAUGUGAAAUGAUUGACUCAGUUUUAGGGCUGAAUGUCUCAGCACUUUUAUUAUGCCCUAGAGCAGAAUGUAAAAGCCUUCUUCUUUGUCCUUUCCCGAAUGGCGCAGCUGUUCAUUAUGCCAGCCAAACAAUGGGCAGUGAUAGCUCAAUGGUUAAGGCACCGGACUAGUAAUCUUAGUAAACUAAAACUUGUGUUCAGUCAUAAUUGUAAGUCGCUUUGGAUAAAAGCGUCUGCUAAAUGGCGAAAAUGUAAAUGUAAACAACUGCUGAGAUUUAGGUUUGAAUCCCAAUGGUUGUAUCGGCUGGCCGGCCGUACACACAAACACAAUUGGCUCAGUUCGGGGUUUCCCUGACUUGCACCCAGUGUUUAAUCGGGCCCACUGCAACCCUAACCAGGAUGAAGUGGGUGAUAAAACUGAAAUAAAUAAUUUAUUAUAUAGAUUAUUUUGUGAUGUCAGCCAACCAAGCACUUUCUUAAAAAUUUUAACUAUCCUUACUAAUAAAUGAAAUUAGGUUAAUUGUGUAAGGAAACUGAAUUUAAGUCUGUUUAAGUUGAAUGUAGUGUUUUUCCUGUUCUGUUUGUAAAACAUUAGAUCACUAUUUCUGUGAACUACUUUCUAAAUGCACCUUUUAAGAUGAUUGUAUUACUUUAUCUAUACUUUUAUGUAUCCUAUACUCUGUUAUCUUACUUCUUGACACUUUCCAACCACUACCUUGUUCUCCAGACACACCACAGCUACCAAUGUGGGAGGACAAGGGCUGUGCGAUUUUGAGAUGUGAAGUCAGCAUGAGUUGCAUAUACUUUACUAAACAGAUUUGUUCUAUUUGAUAAAUUUGUUUGAAUUAAAUUCCUAACCAAUGUG
Molecule: messenger RNA, 5560 nt
Organism: Trichomycterus rosablanca
Lineage: Eukaryota; Metazoa; Chordata; Actinopteri; Siluriformes; Trichomycteridae
Gene: stat2
Product: signal transducer and activator of transcription 2
Exons: 24
Coding region: 204-2627 (807 amino acids)
Biological process (GO): response to peptide hormone; cell surface receptor signaling pathway via JAK-STAT; type I interferon-mediated signaling pathway
Molecular function (GO): DNA-binding transcription factor activity, RNA polymerase II-specific; RNA polymerase II cis-regulatory region sequence-specific DNA binding
Source: RefSeq, a predicted model, not a curated record